Molecule: messenger RNA, 2228 nt
Organism: Physcomitrium patens
Lineage: Eukaryota; Viridiplantae; Streptophyta; Bryopsida; Funariales; Funariaceae
Source: RefSeq, a predicted model, not a curated record
GGGGGUCGUUGUUGCCUUGCUUUAGAAGCUUGGAAGCGUGGCUUGGUGGAGCUCCUCCUCGCGCUGGGCAACAACAUACAUAGCUAGCAGCAGCAGGUUAUGAUCCGCUUUCACCGGCCUGGUUGCUCCGUCUGACGCGAAGCGUGCGAGAAUGGUAUCACGUUAGGGACGGACAGAUGGAUCAAUGGCAAGUGUGUGUUACUUAUCAUGUCGAUGCGGGCUGUGCUAUUAACGCCAUUAGAAUCAUGUCAAUGCGGAACUUGUCAUUUAUAAGGCGGGAUGAGUGGCACGAUUGAAGAGCUCGUGGUUGAUCACUCUCUGUGCAAUGCCUUUUGCGCGUGGAGAGGGUUGUAGUUUCUAGAAUGGCACUCUGGGCUUAGCGCAGUGCCAAAGGCAGUGGAGGAGGUUCCUAGAGGACACCGGAGUUGUGUAGGAGGGCUAGAGUGGGAUUCAUUUGGGGACAUUGGAGCGACGCGGGAAAAUGUAUGAGAAGUUUGACACCGGCACUGAUUCCGAUCAAGCUUUUUUAUUUCGCCUGUCGCUUUGUUCACACGAGAAGAAAUAUAUAGCUGGCACGACGGCCGGCUCAUAUUCUUCACUGUUCUGCACGGUUGUGGCGGGUGAAGAAAUGCAUUAUUAGAGAAGGGAUAGUUUGGAAGUAAGGAACAUGGAGCAGGAACUAGUUGCAGUGGCUGCUUCCCCUGCUAAAGUGGAGCCAGAAUCGACUACAAAGGAGAAGCGGAAAGAAGUGCUACAGCUCGUCCAAAAAGAUAACCCCCUUACCAAGAAAGAGUUGGACUUUUGUGAUGACGCCUGCGUAGACCGGUAUUUAAAAGCUUGUGGAAACAGUGUGCGGCGGGCUGCGAGAAUGCUCAAAGCUACCCUUAACUGGCGUGACAAAAUCGAAAUUGGCUACAUGAUAGCGGACGAAUUUCCAGCUGACAUAGCCGCAGGAUCUGCUUAUGUAGCUGGUCAUGACGAAGACGGUCGACCAGUCUUGGUUAUCAAGAGGAAGCCCGAUCACAUCUUGAAUCAUACUCAAAAACAAUAUCUUCGAUAUCUGAUCUUCACAAUGGAAGUAGCGCUGGCUGCAAUGGCUCCAGGAGUUUAUCAAUGGGUGCUUAUUUUUGAUGCUCGAGGAUAUUCAAAAGCUAGCGCUCCAUCACCUAGUGGCAUUCUCACGACUUUGAAGAUACUCUCAGAUCAUUAUCCAGAGAGGCUGGCGAAGGCUUUCAUUGUAGAUGCUUCAUCCAUGUUUUAUCAUAUUUGGAAGGGGAUGUGUACUUUUGUUGACCAUCCCACGAGAGGGAAAUUACAUUUUGCCUACACCAAAGAUUACAAAGGAACUUUAAAAUCACAGCAGAGCUCCAAAGCUGUUCCUUUGUCUCCGUCUUCUGACAGUGCUCCGCGAAGAUCAUCAAAUGCUUGUGCCGACGAUUUCAAAUAUCUUACGUCUCCUCAGUCCACUGUACAAGGCCGAAAUGACAUAUCUCUACCAACAGUUUAUGAUGCUAGUCCGAAGAACAAUUGUCAAGGGCAAACUCGUGGCAAGCUGUCAGAUGGCCCUGAAUUAAUUCACAGUGUUCGGACAAGAUCUUUCUCAUUCUCCUCGAUCAUUACCAUGUCUUACACUGCACCUGAACCACGAGAUGGUGAAUCCUCUAGUUUUAGGAAAGAACCAGAAGAGAUAGUUGACGAACCAAAAGUUGUGGUCACGUCAUCUGUUAGACCAAAACUCACCAGAGCACCCUGGGAUGGCCUUGUUUCCAUAUUUUACUCGCAGAAGAAGGACGAACACAAGAAGCAGAAUCUUUCACGGAAGGAGGAAGAACCCGUGGCAUUGGACGAACCGACGAAGGAUGAAUUCAAAAAAGAGGAACACAGAAAAGACGACAACGUGAAAGAAGAACAGAGGAGGGAUGAACAGAAAAUUAGGUCCCUAGAUUCUUUUCUGCCAUACUUAAGUUUUGUCCAGGAACCUUACAAUGAAGAAUCAUAUAGGGCAUUGAUGAAGCCUCCCCUUGGUGGGCUGGCCAUGAUAAUUUCUACUGAACUAAACAGUAUGGACAGCUUCUAAGUUUCUGGUAGAUCAUUUCUAUGUGCCCCAUUCAGUAAUGUUUGAGCCAUUGUGGAAUGGCCUAGGUAGACUUCCAACUUUUUGUAUUUGUGUACAUUCACAGGCAAGUCAUGUCAGCUUUGCUCUACAUGAAAGGAAGAUUAUUAAAACA